This is a messenger RNA of Epithele typhae, 2529 nucleotides long. RefSeq lists its product as uncharacterized. Gene Ontology annotation, biological process: regulation of transcription by RNA polymerase II. Gene Ontology annotation, molecular function: structural molecule activity; protein heterodimerization activity. NCBI's taxonomy places the organism in Eukaryota, Fungi, Basidiomycota, Agaricomycetes, Polyporales, Epitheliaceae. The transcript is spliced from 12 exons. Bases 1 to 2529 code for a protein of 842 amino acids. The record is from RefSeq and is a predicted model, not a curated record. Gene Ontology annotation, cellular component: SAGA complex; SLIK (SAGA-like) complex.
AUGAACAACCUCCUCAAGACUCUCACCUCAAGCCAUGUCAAGUCGUCGUUGCCUGAGUCUGAGCUCAGACUACUGCUAAGCGCUGUUAAGGAGACACGGAGAGCGUGUAAUGAUCCCGCAAAGCUUGCGGACGCGUUCUACGACUCUUUGGAGGGUCUCCUCCAAGACCUUCGCAUGGUCACAAUGGAUAAUCGUGAUGCAGAGGCGUUCUUGAAGCCUGUUGCACGGUCGGAGGUCCCGGACUACCUUGACAUAAUCUCGACUCCGAUGGAUCUCGGAACCAUGCUCAGGAAGGUCAAACAGAGGCAAUAUAAGUCGAAGAAAGAGUUCAAGGAUGACUUGGACCUCAUAUGGUCCAACUGCUUCACGUAUAAUGCGACGGAGGAUCAUCCCCUCCGCCUCUGCGCGUCACGGCUCCAGAUAAAGGCGGAUCGACUCCUCAAACACAUCACCGACUUCAAGGAGCGUACGGACCCCAUCAUCCCCGGUGAAGUUCCCACUCGCGGUGUCGCGCGCGUGAACGGGAUCACCACCAAUGGCGUCGGUCGCCACCUCUCGGGGGCGGCUUUUCGGUCACCUAGUCCAACGAAGCAACCUAUCGUAGUCCCCGGUCAGACGAAGAAGAUCCCCCGAGACUCAAGCCUCCCAGAGUCCCUUGCCUUCGUUCGCACCCAAGCCGGCAUGUCAGCAUUCCUCCAGCUGGAUCAUGACUUCGACGAGUACAUUUCGCGCGACCCCGACGUCAACCUUAUGGAACCUUCGGUUCAACGGCUGAAGGAGCGCUUGAUACAGUACGCCUCUACGAUCGAAGACGGCAAAGAAUUAUCGCUUUUUGGAGAUGGGGAGGUUGGAAUGAAACGCAAGCUGAAUGGCUUCGUGGAUGAUCGUCCCCGUAAGCGAGUUCGGACGCAGAACGUCGCGGAUAAGAACAUGAUCGAGCUCUAUUGGGACGCGAUGCGUUCGGACGAGAUGCUUACCAGUGGAGUCCCUUCUCUCACCUACGUCACCUCUGUCGCCUCGACUUCUAUGGCAACCCCUUCCAUCGUCAAAGAUACUCCACGGAAAGCUGGUCGCCGGAAGAAGAAGAAGCAAGACGUCCCUGCCCCCGACACCCUACUAUACCAUAUGAACAACAACGUCCGCACGUUGCGACGAGUUCGCACAACGCACGCCAAGUUUACCGCCCUUCAGCAGAGCUUAGAAGACGGGAACGGCCUAUCAGCGCCCCCUAUCAACGAUAUCCCAGACGACGUGGACGAUGUAAUGGAUGAGCUGCCAUGGAAGCCGGUGGGGAGGGGCAUAGAGAUGGGCGAGGAGCAUGCGAAUGAUUGUCUGCAUUGGAUGGGACGCAAGGUGCUAGAACAUGCCGGGUUCCAAGGAACCUCUAAGAUGGCACUGGAUGUGUUGUCGAGUGUGAUGGCUGAAUACAUGCACAAUGUUGGUAGGACAAUGCGGUUCUUGUGCGACAAGUACGGAAACCAGAUGACGGCCGAGGAAAUCAUCCUACAUACCCUAUUUGAAAGCGGCAUCACAGAGGUUAGCGAUCUCGAACGCUAUGUCAAGGACGAUAUUAUUCGAUAUGGCGGCCGUCUCAACGAGCUAGAGAAGAAGCUCACCAACGCAUAUAGCGAGGCUACAACCGAGGAAGCUUGGGACGACGAAGCUUUGUUCCGCAUGGAAGGAGACGAAGAGGAAGGCGGAAACGAGUUUGUGAUGGGCAACUUCGCUGAUUCGUUUGGCGACGAUUUCUUUGGACUGAAGGAGCUCGGUAUCGCCGACGAAUUCGGGCUAUCGAGUCUCACCGUCCCGAAACGGUUGCUCAAAGGCAGGAAAGCCGGACUCAAAGAAGGACCUUCUAUCGCGAAGCCGACCGAACCACCCCCGCCAUUCCCUCCUCCUCCACCUUUCGUGCUCUUGGAUUCGAACAGUGUCGACGAUCAGAUUGGAUUGCUCAGGUCGUUCUACCAGUCCCGUGUGUCGGAGAUAUCCACCUCCGUCGUCGCUGCUCCACCGGUGUCCAGUCUCCCUCCUCCCCUCGCUCCGCCCGGUAUGCCCUUCGCUCCUCUCCACCCAGGAAGCCUCGCCCCCAUUCCUGCUCUCGCACCACCUUCUUUCAUGUCCGUCAACCCCACCUCCGCCGAGGCAGCAGGUCCCUCCGAGCCUCCCGUCAAUAUUAUCAUCCCCGACGACGCCGCCUCGCCAUCGCAUGCGAAGAUUGGCCCGCUCGGCACGAUCAACAAGGCAACCCCGGCCGCGAGCACCGCCAAGAAGAAGAAAGCGAAGCCUCCCGUCGCACCCGAUGGUGCCGGAGACGGCGACGCUGGACCGACUGCUGGUGGCGGAGGUGGGGAUGUGAGACCUCCGAUGACCCCAGCACUCGCAGCCGCGCUGCCCCCGCCGAUGAUGAGUGCGUCGAGCACGGGCAACGGGAGCGCGGGCGGGGAUGGGCCCAAGAAGAGCAAAGGGACGCCGAGCAAGAAGAAGGCCAAGGUGGACCCGUUCCCGCCAGUGGUCAUGGCGAGCGCGUAG